CCUGAAUGGUUGCAUAGCAUGGGCUGCUCCAGUUCCAAGUCCGUAGACGCCACCGCAGACGACCGAAAAUCAGCCAAGUCAACUACAACUAAAAUGGCCAGCAAGAAGGAGUACCCUGCCUCGGAGGCCUUCACCAUUCCAUUGGAUAGCGAAGAAAAUCAGAUGCCGCUAAAUGAGACACUGCGUCAGCCGCCGAAGAGGAUUCAGCAGAUGAUGCAGGAGGCGGCCAGUUCGCAGCCACUCACUUUGGAGGAACUGGAGGACAAGCAGCAAAGAGCCGAGCAAAGGCGUCAGGAGCUGAUGCAGCAGAAACUGGAGAUCAUACAGAAGAAUGCCCAAAUGCUGAUGAGGUCUCCAGAGGAAAAUCCUGAAGAUGAACAAGAAAAUCCCGAAAACCCCGACUAAAACUCUGCUUCUCUUUCAUUCACAUUUUUUAUUGUUAGCUUUAAAUUAUAUAUGUAUUACUAUAUAUCGUAGUAUAUUUCCAAACAAUUAGAUUGUAUGCAAUUAAAUCUGCUCUCAUCAUCAAAAUGCUGUCCAUCUGUUCUUCAUCCGUAAUGCUAUAUGUCAAACCUUUUCGCUGGUAGUCAAAAAACGUGAUCUAUUUGUAAUCGAGUGUCCGAGAUUAUAUAUGUACGUCUAAAGGCUAUAUGUUGGUAUUACUCUUUGGAUUGGCCUUAGUCGGAUAUAUAUUGUUUGCAGUAUCGCUGUACUAUAUGCUUCAUUAGGAUGUGUGUGCGUGGUUGUAAAUCAUGUCUUUUGGGUUUGUUGGUUUGGUUGGUUUACUUGCUCUUGUUGCUCUUGACUUCUUCAUAUUAAACGUCGGAUUCCUAUAUAUAUAUAUGUACUUGUAUAUAUCGUAUCGUAUCGUUUAGGUAUAAAUAUGCGUAUUGUGUCACAGACACUACAAAUGUCGCUUUGAUUUCGGCUUGAUUUCGCGUCUAGGCCCCCGCC
This is a messenger RNA of Drosophila gunungcola (fruit fly), 954 nucleotides long. RefSeq lists its product as uncharacterized. Lineage: Eukaryota; Metazoa; Arthropoda; Insecta; Diptera; Drosophilidae. The record is from RefSeq and is a predicted model, not a curated record.